Fukomys damarensis (Damara mole-rat) is the source of this 2258-nucleotide messenger RNA. It is a transcript of the gene Ints15, whose product is annotated as chromosome unknown C7orf26 homolog. The transcript has 6 exons. Lineage: Eukaryota; Metazoa; Chordata; Mammalia; Rodentia; Bathyergidae. The coding region runs from base 35 to 1384 and encodes 449 amino acids. The record is from RefSeq and is a predicted model, not a curated record.
GGCGGAAGUGGGGCGCGCGGGGUACCUGGGCACCAUGAGUGAUAUCCGCCACUCGCUGCUGCGCCGCGACGCGCUGAGCGCCGCCAAGGAGGUGCUGUACCAUCUGGACAUCUACUUCAGCAGCCAGCUGCAGAGCGGGCCGCUGCCCAUCGUGGACAAGGGCCCUGUGGAGCUGCUGGAGGAGUUCGUGUUCCAGGUGCCCAAGGAGCGCGGCGCGCAGCCCAAGAGACUGAAUUCACUGCAGGAGCUUCAGCUUCUUGAAAUCAUGUGCAAUUAUUUCCAGGAGCAAACCAAGGACUCUGUGCGGCAGAUUAUUUUCUCAUCGCUUUUCAGUCCUCAGGGGAACAAAGCUGAUGACAGUAGAAUGAGCUUGUUGGGAAAGCUGGUCUCCAUGGCUGUGGCUGUGUGUCGAAUCCCGGUGUUGGAGUGUGCAGCCUCAUGGCUCCAGCGAACACCUGUGGUCUACUGUGUGCGGCUCGCCAGGGCCCUGGUGGAUGACUACUGCUGUUUGGUGCCAGGCUCUGUUCAGACCCUGAAGCAGAUAUUCAGCGCCAGCCCUCGCUUCUGCUGCCAGUUCAUAACAUCCGUCACUGCGCUGUAUGACCUGUCAUCAGAUGAUCUCAUCCCACCUUUGGAUUUACUUGAAAUGAUUGUCAGCUGGAUUUUUGAGGAUCCACGGUUGAUUCUUAUCACUUUUUUAAAUACUCCGAUUGCAGCCAAUCUCCCAAUAGGAUUUUUAGAGCUCACCCCACUCAUUGGAUUGAUCCGCUGGUGCGUGAAGGCCCCCCUGGCUUACAAAAGAAAGAAGAAGCCCUGUUUGUCGAAUGGCCACAUCAGUAAUAAGGUCACAAAGGACUCAGGUGUCGGGAUGGACAGAGACUCCCAUGUCUUGUACUCCAAACUCCACCUCAGUGUCCUGCAGGUUCUCAUGACACUACAGCUGCACUUGACUGAGAAGAAUCUGUAUGGGCGUCUGGGGCUGAUCCUGUUUGACCACAUGGUCCCGCUGGUAGAGGAGAUCAACAGACUUGCGGAUGAACUGAACCCCCUCAAUGCUUCCUCAGAGAUAGAGCUCUCGCUGGACCGGCUGGCACAGGCUUUGCAGGUAGCCAUGGCCUCAGGAGCCCUGCUGUGCACAAGAGAUGACCUGAGAACCCUGUGCUCCAGGCUGCCUCAUAACAACCUGCUCCAGCUAGUGAUCUCCGGCCCAGUGCAGCAGUCACCACACACAGCACUCCCCCCUGGAUUCUACCCUCACAUCCACACGCCCCCACUGGGCUAUGGGGCCGUACCAGCCCAUCCUGCUGCCCACCCCGCCCUGCCCACGCAUCCUGGGCACACCUUCAUCUCCAGUGUGACGUUUCCAUUCAGGCCAAUCCGCUAGGCCAGCCUGUAGUGAGCUGUCUCGCGGCCAUGUGCCUUCUGCACCCGGGUUGAGGGAACCUUCUGGAGAGAAGGGUGCUGGCCCCCCAGAAGAGGAGCAGGUGGCCCCUCCUGGCUGGCAGAAUCAUCUUCGUUUGAAGUUCCAAGUUGUCACAGUCCAGGUACCUGCCUGGUCACAUUCUUAAAAAUCCAGAUUGGAUGGAUGAAAGGAAAACACACAGCCCUCUGCAGGGUGCACUGCGAGUGUUUUUAAUAUGCUGGUUCUGCAGGCCCUGGCUCACCUGCCAUCAUUUAGACGAAUCCUCAGAGCCUGUGCCCAGAGGAGCACUGAGGAGAAGUGUGCGUCCGUCUGCUCGGCCUCUCCUAUGAAUGUGACAUGCCCCUGCCACAGUUACCGGCUCCUUUUGCAGCUCCGUGAGCUCAGAGUGCAAAUGGUGUGACCCAAGCUCAGGCAGCACCGGUCGCCGCUCACAGACAUCUGUCAGAGUUUCCUGUUACCUUGUAAAGGAACUUCUGUUUUAUCGGGCCUCUCUAAAUUUUCCUUUCAUAUGUUCAAAUAAAAUUUUUCUAAACAGUUUUAUAGACUUCAUGGGGGAAAAAAAUUUUUUUUCAGGAGUGGAGAUUGAACCUCACACCAAGCAAGUGCUGUGCCACUGAGCCACAGCCCAGCCUAGUGGGAUGUAUUUUAACAGUGUAAUAAAGUUGAACUGUGGGGUUUCCUCCCCCGUCAACAAUGAUUACAUUAAGAAAGUUGAAUGUAAGUUUUUAAUCUACUUUUGAAAGAAGCACUGUAGUGUCCCAACCCUGGCCCCCACCCAGCCUCUGGGCUCUGCUGUCACUUAGCUCUCUACCACUGUGUUGCUUCUAGUCCAUGU